UUGGUUUCAAGUCGUUCUUCCAAGUCUUUCUCUCGUGUUCCAGUUGCCGAUAACACUGCUGAUUCACGAGAACUUUCUAAUCUGAAACAAAAGAGUUCUGGGACUUGGAAUUCAAACGUUCUCAAAGAGUAUUCACUGAUUCCUUGUCCUGAACCUAUCCAAGCAAGUGAAAGAGUAGCAGAUUACAGGAAGGAGAGUAAUCUGCUUGUGUGUGAUGGAGGAUAA
Messenger RNA from Auanema sp. JU1783, 225 nucleotides. The record is from the annotation of a GenBank genome assembly. NCBI's taxonomy places the organism in Eukaryota, Metazoa, Nematoda, Chromadorea, Rhabditida, Rhabditidae.